Musa acuminata subsp. malaccensis (wild Malaysian banana) is the source of this 1791-nucleotide messenger RNA. Its product is annotated as elongation factor 1-alpha. Gene Ontology annotation, biological process: translation; translational elongation. The record is from RefSeq and is a predicted model, not a curated record. Lineage: Eukaryota; Viridiplantae; Streptophyta; Magnoliopsida; Zingiberales; Musaceae. Gene Ontology annotation, molecular function: GTPase activity; translation elongation factor activity; GTP binding.
AUAAGUUCCAAGUGGGUCGGGCUAGGGUUUCUGUCUCUCUUUGCAAAUCGAUCUCGAAGGAGCGCGGCGGCCGCCGAUCUCUCCAUCUCUCCUCGGCUCCCUCUUCCUUAGGUCCUUAGUUCAACAAGAAAUAAGCAAUGGGAAAGGAGAAGGUUCACAUUAACAUUGUCGUCAUUGGCCAUGUCGACUCUGGAAAGUCUACAACAACUGGACAUCUCAUUUACAAACUUGGUGGCAUUGACAAGCGUGUUAUUGAGAGAUUUGAGAAGGAAGCUGCUGAAAUGAACAAGAGAUCAUUCAAGUAUGCCUGGGUGCUUGACAAGCUGAAGGCUGAGCGAGAACGUGGCAUCACCAUUGAUAUUGCUCUGUGGAAGUUUGAGACCACGAAGUACUAUUGCACAGUCAUUGAUGCUCCUGGUCAUAGGGAUUUCAUCAAGAACAUGAUUACAGGAACUUCUCAGGCUGACUGUGCAGUUCUCAUCAUUGAUUCCACAACUGGUGGUUUUGAAGCAGGUAUAUCAAAGGAUGGACAGACUCGUGAACACGCACUUCUUGCUUUCACUCUUGGUGUCAAACAGAUGAUUUGUUGCUGCAACAAGAUGGAUGCCACAACACCCAAAUACUCGAAGGCACGAUAUGAUGAAAUUGUUAAGGAGGUCUCGUCCUACUUGAAGAAAGUCGGCUACAACCCUGAUAAGAUUCCUUUUGUGCCCAUUUCUGGUUUUGAAGGUGAUAACAUGAUUGAGAGAUCCACCAACCUUGACUGGUACAAGGGCCCGACACUCCUUGAAGCCCUUGACUUGAUUAAUGAGCCCAAGCGUCCAACGGACAAGCCUCUUCGCCUUCCUCUUCAGGAUGUUUACAAGAUUGGAGGCAUUGGAACUGUUCCUGUUGGUCGUGUUGAAACUGGAGUACUGAAACCUGGUAUGGUUGUCACCUUUGGUCCUACAGGACUCACUACAGAAGUCAAAUCCGUGGAGAUGCACCAUGAGGCACUCCAGGAGGCUUUACCUGGUGACAAUGUUGGCUUCAACGUAAAGAAUGUUGCUGUGAAGGAUUUGAAACGUGGUUUUGUUGCCUCAAACUCCAAGGAUGACCCAGCGAAGGAGGCUGCUAACUUCACCUCUCAAGUUAUCAUCAUGAACCACCCUGGCCAAAUUGGGAAUGGUUAUGCUCCUGUCUUGGAUUGCCACACCUCUCACAUUGCAGUCAAAUUCGCUGAGUUGUUAACCAAGAUUGAUAGGCGAUCUGGCAAGGAGCUGGAGAAGGAGCCCAAGUUCCUUAAGAAUGGUGAUGCAGGUUUUGUGAAGAUGAUUCCUACGAAGCCUAUGGUGGUGGAAACCUUCUCUGGCUACCCUCCACUAGGUAGGUUUGCUGUGAGAGACAUGAGGCAGACUGUUGCUGUGGGUGUCAUCAAGAGCGUGGAGAAGAAGGAUCCCUCUGGCGCUAAGGUUACCAAAGCAGCUCAGAAGAAGAAAUGAAAUGAGGAUUGGGGAUCAUUCGUGUCUGGAGUCAUUAAUAGUCUUGUUGUCAUGUCUCCGUGCCGACGUGUUGACGAGCUCUCAGGUAUGGUAUCUGGUGGUGUCUGGAAGCAGAACUGGGUGCUCGACAGGCGGUGGCGGGGUUGAUGGUUGGCUUCUAUUUUAUUAUUGUUCUACGUUAAAACUUGAGACAAUUGUCGUAUGUCUGCUCUUUCCCAAGGAUUUUUGUGAGUCUGGUAGUCUUGUUUUCUGUAUCGUCUUCUGCUAUGCAUGGAUUUUGAGAUCUAAAUAAUUUAGUAUUUGAACUAUA